This is a messenger RNA of Symphalangus syndactylus (siamang), 3320 nucleotides long. RefSeq names its product solute carrier family 38 member 9 (gene SLC38A9). Gene Ontology annotation, biological process: amino acid transmembrane transport. Lineage: Eukaryota; Metazoa; Chordata; Mammalia; Primates; Hylobatidae. Gene Ontology annotation, cellular component: lysosomal membrane. Gene Ontology annotation, molecular function: L-amino acid transmembrane transporter activity. The record is from RefSeq and is a predicted model, not a curated record.
CUUCAGUGCUUAGAGUGUGAGAAAAAUGGCAAAUAUGAAUAGUGAUUCUAGGCAUCUUGGCACCGCUAAGGUAGAUCAUGAAAGAGAUCCUGGACCUAUGAAUAUCCAGUUUGAGCCAUCAGAUCUAAGAUCCAAAAGGACUGGAUAAAUAAGUUGUGGCACAUUUAUACAAUGGAAUAUUUUUUCCUCUAUUAAAAAGGAGGUGGCUUUAUUACAUAUCAAAAUGGAACAAGUCUUCAACUUAUUUUGUUAAGUGAAAAAUUGAAGUACAGAGCAGUAUGUAUAGUACACCACCAUUUGGGUAAAAAUAAAUAAAUAUAAUAUAAUAUGUAUAAAUGAAGUUUUGGGUAGUAAAUAGGAAACUGUAAGAUGGUUGCCCCCUCAGAGGGAAACUGAGUGCUUUAGGCAGGAUGGUGUGGCAGAUACUGUUAGGUAGACACCCAACAAUUAAUCAGCAACCUUACCUAUUCCUUAAUGUCAACAGAAUCCUUAUUUUUUUGAGUCACAAUGGGUCUUCAUCCAAGAGAUCAAAGAUGGUUGGUUUAAGCUAAUCUUGAUAAUCCUAUUUUCAUUGGCACAUACUUAAGUUUUUAGUUUUUCUUACAACUAGAGGUGGAAAUGUGAAAUUUAUCACAUGAGAAAUUUAUCAUUGUCAUUUAUAGUGGCCAUCAGAAAAGAUAAUGAAAUAAGACUUUCGAUUCUUACUUAUAUAUUCCAGUGUCAGUAAAUAUAAGCACUAAUGAAUGCUGACUUGAAUGCUCAGGGUUUUCUUGAAACUUCUAAAUUCUAUGAUAAAUAAUUGACCACUGUGACAGCAGAACAUAAGUCAUUAAAGUACAUUCCAUUACAGUAAGUUGGCAGGAGUUCAAACAGUUCUCUGUAAAUUUGUUUAACUGGGUGGAUUAAAUGGGAAUAUAUUUUCUAUAAUGAAACUUGUUGAAAUGAGAGGGAAUCAGCUAUUUACAAUCAUGGCAUAACUACCUAGUGAGAAGUCAAUGCCUCGCCUUUGUGCAUCCCAUUACUAAUGGAGGACAAGAAGUUAUUUUCUUCAAAGGCUGACUUCCAGAAUUUUUGGCUGAACGCUGUUUGUCAAGUGUAUAUUCCCUUCCGUAGGCCUUUCUAUAUAGAGCCCACAAACAUCGUGAAUGUGAAUCAUGUCAUUCAGAGGGUUAGUGACCAUGCCUCCGCCAUGAACAAGAGAAUUCAUUACUACAGCCGGCUCACCACUCCUGCAGACAAGGCACUGAUUGCCCCAGACCAUGUAGUUCCAGCUCCAGAAGAGUGCUAUGUAUAUAGUCCAUUGGGCUCUGCUUAUAAACUUCAAAGUUACACGGAAGGAUACGGUAAAAACACCAGUUUAGUAACCAUUUUUAUGAUUUGGAAUACCAUGAUGGGAACAUCUAUACUAAGCAUUCCUUGGGGCAUAAAACAGGCUGGAUUUACUACUGGAAUGUGUGUCAUCAUAUUGAUGGGCCUUUUAACACUUUAUUGCUGCUACAGAGUAGUGAAAUCACGGACUAUGAUGUCUUCGUUGGAUACCACUACCUGGGAAUAUCCAGAUGUCUGCAGACAUUAUUUCGGCUCCUUUGGGCAGUGGUCAAGUCUCCUUUUCUCCUUGGUGUCUCUCAUUGGAGCAAUGAUAGUUUAUUGGGUGCUUAUGUCAAAUUUUCUUUUUAAUACCGGAAAGUUUAUUUUCAAUUUUAUUCAUCACAUUAAUGACACAGACACUAUACUGAGUACCAAUAAUAGCAACCCUGUGAUUUGUCCAAGUGCCGGGAGCGGAGGCCAUCCUGACAACAGCUCUAUGAUUUUCUAUGCCAAUGACACAGGAGCCCAGCAGUUUGAAAAGUGGUGGGAUAAGUCCAGGACAGUGCCCUUUUAUCUUGUAGCGCUCCUCCUUCCACUGCUCAAUUUCAAGUCUCCUUCUUUUUUUUCAAAAUUUAAUAUCCUAGGCACAGUAUCUGUCCUUUAUUUGAUUUUCCUUGUCACCUUUAAGGCUGUUCGCUUGGGAUUUCAUUUGGAAUUUCAUUGGUUUAUACCAACAGAAUUUUUUGUACCAGAGAUAAGAUUUCAGUUUCCACAGCUGACUGGAGUGCUUACCCUUGCUUUUUUUAUUCAUAAUUGUAUCAUCACACUCUUGAAGAACAACAAGAAACAAGAAAACAAUGUGAGGGACUUGUGCAUUGCUUAUAUGCUGGUGACAUUAACUUAUCUCUAUAUUGGAGUCCUGGUUUUUGCUUCAUUUCCUUCACCACCAUUAUCCAAAGAUUGUAUUGAGCAGAAUUUUUUAGACAACUUCCCUAGCAGUGACACCCUGUCCUUCAUUGCAAGGAUAUUCCUGCUGUUCCAGAUGAUGACUGUAUACCCACUCUUAGGCUACCUGGCUCGUGUCCAGCUUUUGGGCCAUAUCUUCGGUGACAUUUAUCCUAGCAUUUUCCACGUGCUGAUUCUGAAUCUAAUUAUUGUGGGAGCUGGAGUGAUCAUGGCCUGUUUCUACCCAAACAUAGGAGGGAUCAUAAGAUAUUCAGGAGCAGCAUGUGGCCUGGCCUUUGUAUUCAUAUACCCAUCUCUCAUCUAUAUAAUUUCCCUCCACCAAGAAGAGCGUCUGACAUGGCCUAAAUUAAUCUUCCACGUUUUCAUCAUCAUUUUGGGCGUGGCUAACCUGAUUGUUCAGUUUUUUAUGUGAAAUACCUCAACUGUUUUUUUCAAGAGCUCAUGAUAUUUUGAGCCUUGACAACAGUUCUAUAUAAAUUCACUUGUAAAUGCUGCUGUUGCGUAAUUCUAAAUAUUUUCUAAGAUAAUUUGAAAGCAAGGGAAAUAGUGGCCCCUUAAUAAGUAUUUUUUUAUUGGGGUGGGGAAAGGGGCAGAAAGAAUGAUCUUAGUGUCUUUACCUUUCUCAUAUUAACUCUCCUCUUUAUUCUGUGGUCUUUUCUGAAUAGAAAUGUAUGCCCUAGGAAGAAAUCAUGCUGGGUUUUGCUUUUAGAGAUAAAUGGUGGUGGAUUUAUUUUGCCUGCAGUAAAGAUUCUCAGGGUGUCAGAGCAGCAUAUUGCCAAAUCCUGCUUCUGUUUUUUGUUUCAGUGUAUUCACUUUCAUUUUCUUACUCACUAGACCAUUUCUGCAGUUUGCCCAAACCUAUACUGUUUGGGACAGUAAGCCAAAUACCUCAUUUUUAAAAAGAAGUUUUCAUGGCAUCAGUGUUAAUAAAGUACAUUUUUAACUGAGUCUUAAUCUCUAUUUGAAGAAAAAGUAGAGACAAAAGUAAUGUCAAUGUAAUCCCCAGGAUCAUGAAAUGUAUACAAAAUAAAUAAUGUAGGAGAGUU